UGAGAACAUUGUGACAUCAAUGAUGCAACAAGAUUAGACAUAAAGUCAAGUGAUAUUUAAACUUUGUGAAAAAACAGAGUUUGUAGUGACAUUUAAAUAUUUUUAUUUAAAAUAAAUAACAGUUACACUUUAAAAAAAUGCAUCGUCGCGGAGCUGGACUUGGGGCCAUCAAGAAUAAAAACUUGGCCCAGGCGAAAUAUAAAGAUAAGGGAACAGAGAUAGCUGAAGAUAAAUUCGCCCAGAUGACUCAGCAGAUGGAUACAUUUAAAACCAAUCUGGAAGAUUUCGCACGUAAACAUAAGGACGAUAUAAAAAAAGAUCCAGAAUUCCGUCUCCAGUUCCAAGAGAUGUGUGCAUCCAUUGGUGUAGAUCCUCUUGCAUCCAGUAAAGGAUUCUGGGCCGAGAUGUUGGGCGUCGGAGAUUUUUAUUACGAGUUAGCGAUUCAGAUUGUAGAAGUCUGUAUUGCGACUAGUCCUAAAAAUGGUGGGUUGAUUAAUAUUGAAGAGUUGAGGGAAAGAGUUGAACAUGCCCGUGGACGUAACUCUCAGAAUAUUAGUAUAGACGAUUUAUAUCGCGCCAUUAGAAAACUGAAAAUUCUGGGUAGUGGAUUCACGGUGAUAAGUAUGGGAUCGUCGGCACUUGUUCAGUCGGUUCCAGGAGAGUUGAGUAUGGAUCAUACCAAAAUUUUACAGCAAGCUCAGAAAAAUGGUUUCAUUUCUCAAGUUGACUUGACACAGAAUUUUAAGUGGGAAGUUGAACGUGCAUGUCGAGCGUUAGAGUUUAUGGUUAAACAAGGUUUAGCAUGGGUUGAUGAUCAAGAUAGCAACGGACGUAAAUAUUGGUUUCCAAGUUUGUGUACAAAUAUCGGCCGAUAAACCAAUCUAACAACAGGACGAUUUAAAGGGCCAUUGCGACUUUCAUGAAGAAAAUAAAUAUAACUUCAAAAUUGUUAUCGCAAAUGCUUACUUUGAGCAACAUAUUACUGAACCCUACAAAUUUAAUUGUAAAUUUAGAUUAAACAAUUAAUUUCACUGUAACCUGAGUAUCAUUUAAUCUUGUGUAUCUAGCACUAAUAUUUUUCACAUUUAUUCAAUAUCAAAUCCUUGUUUAAAAAUUUGUAAAAAUCGUUUAAAAUAUCCAAAAAUCAUCUAAUUUGUACUUGUGUCCAGUUUAAAGCUGACUACUGUAAAACAUGAAAUUAUUGCGACAUGAAAUUAUUGCGAGUUGGGGUGGUGAAACAUAAUUGCGACAUGAAAUUAUUGCGAAUUUCUAUAGUGGGGAAAAAAUUAUUGCGACAUGAAAUUAUUGCGAAUUUAAAUAAUUUUUUUUUAGUAAAUUUGUCUAUAAAAUGUGGUAGAUUGUUAAUUUUGAGGUGACAGUCGGCUCUUCAAAACAUCGGUUGAUUGGUCAUCAUUAGUAACAGCAAAUAGUGUAAACUUGUCAUUUUGUACCAACCUUCGAUACUACUGUCUACCAUUGUGAUGCAUUCGAUAAUAUUUAGCCAUUUUUGUAAAGAAAAUCGAUGAAUUAAUUUUAUUUUAUCAAAAAAGCACAUGAACAAAAAACCAUCGCUGAUUUUAUCACCUAUUUACAGGGGGUGUAACUCUGUGUAUAAUAUUAUAGGAGGCGCUAAAACGUCUGUUUAACAACAAAGUGGCAAUGGAAAAGAGAUACUAUAUAGAUGAUCGUGACAAAACUCGGUACUUUUAUUUUAUUCAAUCAGUAUCAAAUAAUGUGUCGUUACGGGUGAAAACAAUGAUCAGGCUAGUCGUUUAAUAAAACAAAAGAUUAAUUAACAGAUAAUCCCGGGUUGAUUGUUUUCUAUAUUUCUUUUUACCUGAUCAGUUGGGGUCCAGUUAAUUAACUACUACUCACGGGAUUAGCGAGGGUGUUACAAAGAAUGACAAGAUGGUAUCAUUCAACAAUGGCCGUUGAAUGGGCGAUGUUUUGUUGAAUUUAUUAGUGGCAGCGUUAAAGGAGUGACCGUUGAAUAAAGAGAUGAAACAACAGAUUUUUGUAUGGGGGGAAUUUAUUGUGACCGCUUACAAGAAGAUGUCGCUGAAUAGGAGUGGCUGCUCAUACAGAUUCUACUGUACAAGAUUAAAUGAUACCUUGGUUACAGUGUUUGCAUAUCUCUGAUUUAGUUGAAGAUCAUUUUUGUACCAAUCAGUAGGAAUUGUUGAAAUAGCCUCUUUCUCGUCUGUUUUAUAAAAUAAUAAAUAGUUACAUGUUGUAGGACAUUUUUAGUUUCUUAAUGUUAUUUUUUAUAUUUCGUCAGCACUGUAUAUUCAUAUAUUUAUUAUUUUAAUAAUGAUUUUUUUUGUUUAUUUUGACUUGCUACAAACCAUUGCUUUAAGCCUAUUUAUUACUGUGAACUUAAGCCAUCCAUUGUCUACACAAAUAUUAUCCUAAUAUAUUCAAACCCAAUCUGACCUGGAGCAUUUGGGGCACAUUUUUUUGGUUUAGAAAUGAACAUAGGGAGUGAGGACUCCAUCUGUCCAUCCACAAUUUUUUGGGUGGACACUGUACAGGCUGCAAUUUUUAUGCGAUUUUGACAAAACUUGAAGUAUAGGUUGAUCUUCCACAGAUCUUGGUUCAUUUUGAAAUUUUUACGCAGUUUAAAAGAUCUUGGUUCCUUUUUAUGGCUCCUGUACAAUUUUAUAAACGUGAAGGUCUCCGUUUGUUCACUGGUACAAGUUAUUUUAUGGUUGUAAAAUACACGAUUAUUUACAUUGGAAUUGGGUUGAAAUAUUUCCACCAUAUUGAGUGUUAAAAGCUUUGAAUGAUAUUCUAGAGUUAAGAUUAUGAUUAUCACAUCUCAACCAGGAAAUUUCCCAGAAAAUGAAACCGGAAAAACUUAAAUCAGUAAAACGAUGUAUGUAAUAAACCUGGAUUACUAUAUAGCCUAAUUAGUUGGUUGCUGCCGAAAAACGACCCUUAUUAAAUAUGAUUUUAAUAAUUAUAUGUUUAAAUCAGUAUUUAGCUUCUGAUAACUAUAGGGAGUUGUUAUUAUAAUUUAUCAACAGGGGUCUUAUUUAUUAAAACUAAGGGUCGGACAAGUAUGGGAUGGAAAACCAAGGUCCUGUGUACACAUUGACGUGCAUGUAAAACUAAAAGAAACCUUGGCAAUUGGAAUCCAAUAAAAGAGUGGGCUGGGUAAAAUUUUCCUCAUAGCACACCGUAUGGCAUAUUCCUGUCUUCAUUAGCCUAGUAGGAUGUUAAACCCCAUUUCAUUUGAACUAAAAUACUGACAGUUCAUUGGCUGAUCACUGAAAUAUUGACAGUUCAUUGGCUGAUCACUGAAAUACUGGCAGUUCAUUGGCUGAACACUAAGGUCAUUGGUUCAAAGAUUAUCUCCUAGCCAGUGAAAAGACUGCAUUCUUAUAUUUUUAUUUAAGUUUUCUUGAAUGGGUCCGAGGAUACAGAUAAUUGGGUUCUAAUUGAUUUAAAUAUAUUUGUUGAAAUAUUAAAAUCAUAAAUAAAUAAUUGGAGAGA
Molecule: messenger RNA, 3495 nt
Organism: Patella vulgata (common limpet)
Lineage: Eukaryota; Metazoa; Mollusca; Gastropoda; Patellidae
Product: vacuolar-sorting protein SNF8-like
Exons: 1
Coding region: 138-875 (245 amino acids)
Biological process (GO): protein transport to vacuole involved in ubiquitin-dependent protein catabolic process via the multivesicular body sorting pathway
Cellular component (GO): ESCRT II complex
Source: RefSeq, a predicted model, not a curated record